UCUUCCUGUGCAAUGUUGUUAUCCGAACUUCGUGUGUUGGAAUUGUAAUUUGAUGAAUUAUGGAUUCCCCUGGAAGUUUUGCGGAGGAGAUCGACUUUAAUGAACUUCAGUUUGAGGAGGUUGUAGGACGAGGAGCUUUUGGUGUUGUCAGCAGAGCCAUAUGGAGGGGGAUCAAUGUUGCAGUCAAACUCAUAGAGACAGAGGCAGAAAAGAAAGCAUUUAUGCAGGAGUUAAAGUCCUUGUCAAGAGUGAAUCAUCCAAAUAUAGUCAAGUUAUAUGGGGCUUGCUCUAGGGCACCUGUUUGUCUUGUGAUGGAAUACGCCGAAGGUGGUUCCUUAUACAACGCGUUACACGGGAGUGGACCCCAAGUGCAAUACAAAGCUGCCCAUGCCAUGAGUUGGAGCUUACAGUGUGCUAAGGGGGUUGAGUACCUUCACAAUAUCAAACCUAAAAGUAUCAUCCACAGAGAUCUGAAACCACCAAAUCUCUUACUAGUCAAUGGAGGCACAGUGUUGAAGAUCUGUGAUUUUGGCACAGCUUGUGAUAUACAGACACACAUGACAAAUAAUAAAGGAAGUGCUGCCUGGAUGGCCCCUGAAGUCUUUGAAGGGUGUAAUUACAGUGAAAAAUGUGACGUGUUCAGUUUUGGCAUUAUUUUGUGGGAGGUGAUAACAAGACAGAAACCGUUUGAUGACAUAGGAGGGCCCGCCUUCAGGAUUAUGUGGGCAGUACACAAUGGCACAAGACCUCCAUUAAUUAAGAACUGUCCCAGACCACUUGAAUUACUCAUGACAAAGUGUUGGGCAGCCAAUCCAGUGGAAAGACCCUCUAUGUCAGAAGUGGCAAGAAUUAUGGAACAUUUAGCUCAGUUUUUCCCAGGGGGUGAUGAACCUCUUACAUAUCCAGAUUUAGAUGACUCUGGUGGAAAUGAUACCAACCAGAGUUCAGUGUAUGACACCCCACCCCCAACCAACACCAUGCAUACCAUGACCACCCAUGAGUUAAGACACACCAUUAAGGAGGCUCUGUCCAGACAGAAUGCUAUCCAGGGAGAACCUGUGCCAGUCCUUACCCCAACCACCCCCAGGGCCACACCCACUGUGGUGGAGGACAAUGACCCUGACCGCGGAACAAGUGCCCCUGCCUCAUUAGCUGCCAGCAGAGAGAACUUGGACAAGUCCUCCAGGUCCAGUACUCCCUCCGUGGAAUUCAAGCGAUAUUCUGCAGACUUGAGUAAACUGGAUAAAAAAGAUAUCAUUGCAGCAGGGGCCCCUGGGGCGGGUGCCUCCACUGGCAAAGCGCUGGGGCACCGCCGUGUUGGCUCACACGGUUCCGCAGCUGCCUUAUUAGCUAGUACGCAACCUAAGCCUUCUAGUGCAGUGCAUGGCCACCGACGUUCAGGCUCGUACGGAAACACCCCCCUUGAAACCACGCCUACUAGUUCUCUGAAUGUUCCCAGUUCCCAUAGCAACUUCCAUCAUGUGCCAUCGGCUCCUGCUCAGUUAUAUUCAGGACAAAACCUGGAGGUGCCCCAGGCACAAAACGGGACUGCCCAGAGGAGUGUGUCCUGGGCCCCGGGAGAGACGGCCGCAGAUUCCACGCCUAGGCGCACCACACGCUUUCUCAGUGAUUCACAGCCUUCAUCCAGUCAUUCUGUUGAACCCAGUACAGUGGGUUAUAAUUCACAAACUAACCAGGGUGUAAAUCAUGGGGAGUAUUUGGCAGCAACUUUAGCUUAUGCUUUAGAACCUCAUCUACAGCCCUUGCCACCUUGUCCAUCUUCCCAGGAAUCCAUGUCUAUUUACCAGGCCCACUGCCAGUUGGCUCAUGAGUAUCUGAAAGUUCAGACAGAGAUUGCAUUAUUGCUGCAGAGAAAAGAAGAGCUGAAGAAAGAAUUACACAAAGAAGCAGACAAUGAGCAAAUGUCAAAUAAAUUUGAAAACGAAUGGAGGCAGCUUUCUAGUGAAAAUGAAAGUUUGGUUAUUCUUCAUGAAAACCUGAAGAAGCAGUCAGAAAUGAUACGUCAGCAGCAACAUCAACGGAUGCAGGCACAAAGCAGGAACUGAUACUGUUGGUGCCUAAGAUACGGCAAUACUACUCCUACUGCAGUUCUUUGGGACACAAAGUGAGCACCGAUAUACCAGUGAUGCUGCUUAAAUUAUAUGACAAAUGAACCUACUGCAGCAGUGACAGGGCCACAGUGCAGGAA
Molecule: messenger RNA, 2209 nt
Organism: Lingula anatina
Lineage: Eukaryota; Metazoa; Brachiopoda; Lingulata; Lingulida; Lingulidae
Product: mitogen-activated protein kinase kinase kinase 7
Biological process (GO): protein phosphorylation; JNK cascade; immune response
Molecular function (GO): MAP kinase kinase kinase activity; ATP binding
Source: RefSeq, a predicted model, not a curated record